Molecule: messenger RNA, 1448 nt
Organism: Pneumocystis carinii B80
Lineage: Eukaryota; Fungi; Ascomycota; Pneumocystomycetes; Pneumocystales; Pneumocystaceae
Exons: 5
Coding region: 46-1404 (452 amino acids)
Biological process (GO): protein folding; protein stabilization
Cellular component (GO): cytoplasm
Molecular function (GO): heat shock protein binding; protein kinase binding; protein-folding chaperone binding
Source: RefSeq, a predicted model, not a curated record
UAUUCAUCAUUAACAAGUCUUUUUUCCCAUUUUUUUUGAGUCAAGAUGGUAUUAGAUUAUUCAAAAUGGGAUAAAUUAGAGUUAAGUGAUGAUAGUGACAUAGAAGUUCAUCCAAAUGUUGAUAAGCGUUCAUUUAUUCGUUGGAGGCAACGAGAUAUUCAUGAGAAGAGACAAGCACGAAAACAGGCUAUAUAUGAUCUUAACUGUAAUCUUCAGAUGAAUAAAGAUCUUAAAGAACAAGUUUUAAGAUUGAUUUGUGCAUUAAAAACAUCGGUGGAGGAGGACCCAGACAAAGUGAUUAUGAAUGUUUUGGAAGAGAUUUCAAUAGAAAACAUACCUCAUACAGAAGGGGCAGUGAAAUAUAAUGUAUCUAUUGGGAGAUUGAUUGAAAAGGUAAAAGAAACAUUGGGGGAAAUAGAAGGAGAAAAACGUCGUCAAGGAUUUAUAGAAAAAUUUGAAGAAAAUAUAGAAAAAUUAGAGGAAUUGGUUAAUAAAGCAGAGUGUGAUCUUGAGAAAUUAGAGGAGGAAGGAAAGGCGAAGAUUACAUCGGAAGAUAUACGAGUUGGGUUUGAAAGUUCUUCUAUAACAAAGCUUCCUACAACAAAGAAGAGAGAAAAGGUUCAAACAAUUGAAAUUCUUAAUAAAAAAGCAUUGGAGAGCAAAACAGAAGAAGAUGUACCAUUAACAGAAAAUGAUUCAAAUAUAGAUGAUAAUACAGAGCAUAUUGAACCAUCUGAAACAGGAAGGGAAUUUUCAAAAUUGGAUAGUCAGGAUUAUAGUGCUCUCCUCAAAUUUAUUAGUUUACAUCCUGACAUUGUUCUGGAUGAACAAGAAACGGACGGGUUAUUAAUUGAUGCAUUUAAUUAUCAAAUGCAAGGUAAUGAGACGUUGGCAAAACAAUGUGUUCAUCAAGGGCUACUUCUUCAAUAUUGUCGCCAAUUGGGAAAGGAUGGCGUUUCAUUAUUUUUUCAAAGGGUAACAUCAGCUAAUCAUGCGGCAUACAAGUUAUUUAAUGAUGAUGUGGAGCAAACAUAUUCUCGAAUUAAGGUUCGAGCAGCAGAAAUUAUGGAAGAACGUGAAGCAUCAUCUGGAGUAGAACAAAUUCAACUUCAUGCAGUUGAUCCUAAUGCUAAAAUCGCCAUUAACAUCCCAUCAAAAAAUUCAGAAGAUCCUAAUGUUCAAGAAGCACGCAAAAUAUUCGAAUCCUUUUCUUUAGAUUUACAAGAUGCAUUAGAAAGUGGUCAACUUGAAAAUAUAAACAAGGUACUUGCUAAUAUUCCAUUACAAGAAGCAGAAAAAAUUGUAGGAGACUUAAACAGAGGCGGAAUGCUUAGUAUUGAAAAUGAAAUGAUUGAUGCAACUAAAGGGGAUUUUUGUAUAAAUAAAGACAAAGAAAAUAUGUAAAGACAAUAUCAAUACGAUUAGUUAAUUAUAAAUAUACAAUUUAU